CUGUGUAUACAGUACUCUUGGCAGAGCAUAUUAUUGUCCUCUCAUCGCACCAGCCAAAUACACGAGACAAUCAAUAAUUACAAGUGGUCAUGGUAGGUUACUGUCCAAUCUGUGGGAAGCCUGUCUAUUUUGGUGAGAAGAAGAGGUCUUUAGGAAGAGAUUAUCAUCCACUGUGUCUGAAAUGUGAAAAAUGUAAAAGGCAGCUCACAGCUGGACAACAUGCUGAGUAUGAUGAGAAACCAUAUUGUUCAUACUGCUACAUGAGGAUGUUUGGUCCAAGAGGUAACAGGUGAGGGGCAGAAACCGUGUGAAACCAGUUGGCCUAACCAGAAGAGAAAAUAAGAAGAGUAUCAAUAUAUUAUUAUAUUUUUAAGUUUAAAAAAAUGUG
Messenger RNA from Corythoichthys intestinalis (scribbled pipefish), 388 nucleotides. RefSeq lists its product as uncharacterized. Gene Ontology annotation, biological process: intrinsic apoptotic signaling pathway in response to DNA damage; regulation of gene expression. Bases 90 to 293 code for a protein of 67 amino acids. Gene Ontology annotation, molecular function: zinc ion binding. Lineage: Eukaryota; Metazoa; Chordata; Actinopteri; Syngnathiformes; Syngnathidae. The record is from RefSeq and is a predicted model, not a curated record. The transcript has 4 exons.